AUGACUGUUACAGAUGAAUGUGGUUACAACGAGGAUGGAGCUUUUGGAAUAAGAUUGGAGAAUGUACUUAUUGUCAACGAGGGUGAUACAAAAUUUAAUUUUGGCGGUAAAGAAAUUGUAGAAGAAUAUGCAAAACAACAGAGUGAAGAGGCCCCAAUUGAUAAUCUGAUGGAACUUGUACAACAAGUAGUUGUUUUUCACAUUAAGCGGCGCUAUCGGUAUGGAUAUGUUGUAAUUUUGCUAAUGAAGUGGAUUUGCUGGACCAACUGGACAAUCAAGAAACUGCCAUCAAGAUGA
This is a messenger RNA of Vicia faba (fava bean), 297 nucleotides long. The record is from the annotation of a GenBank genome assembly. Lineage: Eukaryota; Viridiplantae; Streptophyta; Magnoliopsida; Fabales; Fabaceae.